Molecule: messenger RNA, 895 nt
Organism: Bursaphelenchus xylophilus (pine wood nematode)
Lineage: Eukaryota; Metazoa; Nematoda; Chromadorea; Rhabditida; Aphelenchoididae
Source: the annotation of a GenBank genome assembly
AUGGACACGCUGGUGCGAAGACUCAGGGAGAUCUUCGAGGACGACGAAGUGGAUAUUGACGAAGUGAGGUUGUUGUUGGAAUCAUACAGUAGUCACAAGGCCGACUGGAAGAAAUAUGCGCACUUCGACCCUCACAAGUAAGGAUUUAUGAAAACCAAUGACGCUCAAUUAAGUCAAUAUUUUAUAUAUAGCAAGACUUGGAGAAUAAAUACAGGUCUAAAAGUUCUUAUUCAGAUACACCAGGAACCUUGUGGAUAAAGGAAACGGGAAAUACAAUUUGAUGAUUCUUUGCUGGGCUCCGGGUUUGGGCAGCAAGUAAGUUGACAUUAAGUGUACUUCUUACAAGUUUUUGCUCAAAAUUUAAUUUCUUGUUAAAGUAUCCACGACCACACAAAUUCCCAUUGUUUUGUAAAAGUUCUGGACGGCACUCUGAGAGAAACUCGCUUUGCUUGGCCAGAGAAUGAGGACACCGCUCCCAUGAAACAGAUCUCCCAGUCAGACGCUCUCAUCAAUGACGUCACUUAUAUGAGCGGUCAGUCGAUUGAUCCCUUCCCUUAUUUUUGCUCUAUUUCGUGGAAACACCACGGCUUUUUUGAAGGAAGCAAGAGUCAUAAAGAAUAUAAUAUAUCAUUCUUCAGAUGAACUCGGUCUUCAUCGUAUGGAAAACCCAUCUCACGUCGAGAACGCGGUCUCAUUACACUUGUAUAUUCCCCCAUACCAGGACUGUCAGAUCUUUGAUCAACGUACUGGGGUCAAACAGAAGUGUACUGUAACAUUCUAUACAAAGUACGGUCGGAAGGUGGACUACCGAGGCAAUAAAGAGGGAAGAGUCAAGCAUGUGGACACUUCAGGGCCCUCAAUUUGUGGUUCCAGUCAUCCGGCGGCAAGUGGAUAA